Molecule: messenger RNA, 2203 nt
Organism: Drosophila ficusphila
Lineage: Eukaryota; Metazoa; Arthropoda; Insecta; Diptera; Drosophilidae
Gene: ninaB
Product: carotenoid isomerooxygenase
Exons: 4
Coding region: 201-2063 (620 amino acids)
Biological process (GO): retinal metabolic process; carotene catabolic process
Molecular function (GO): beta-carotene 15,15'-dioxygenase activity; carotenoid dioxygenase activity
Source: RefSeq, a predicted model, not a curated record
UCCAUCCCCUGUCGAAAGCGACGAGGUGCAAACCCAGCGGAGAACUUGCCAGUUGUCAUUCGGAGCUCAUUGCAAGCGGACUGCCCACGUGAAAAAUAUAGUUUCGGUUCGGGAUUGCAUCAUUCAAGACUUAGUCGGACGGACUACUACUACUCGAGUCCAAGGAGUUCCCCGACUCACCCUCGGAAAAUAUCCACGAAAUGGCGGCCGGUGUCUUCAAGAGCUUUAUGCGAGACUUCUUUGCGGUGAAAUACGACGACCAGCAGAAUGAUCCCCAAGCGGAACGACUUGAUGGCAAUGGCCGGCUUUAUCCCAAUUGCUCCUCGGAUGUUUGGCUGAGAUCUUGCGAGCGGGAGAUAGUGGAUCCCAUCGAGGGUCAUCAUAGUGGACACAUUCCGCAAUGGAUUAGUGGCAGCUUGCUGCGAAAUGGACCUGGCAGCUGGAAGGUUGGGGACAUGACCUUUGGCCAUCUCUUCGACUGUUCGGCUUUGUUGCAUCGAUUUGCCAUUAAAAAUGGAAGAGUUACCUACCAGAAUCGGUUUGUGGACACGGAAACGUUGCGAAAGAAUCGUUCUGCUCAAAGGAUUGUGGUCACUGAAUUUGGAACGGCUGCUGUCCCGGAUCCUUGCCACUCAAUCUUCGAUAGAUUUGCUGCCAUUUUUCGUCCCGACAGCGGCACAGAUAAUUCAAUGAUUUCCAUUUAUCCCUUUGGAGAUCAGUAUUAUACUUUUACUGAGACACCUUUUAUGCAUAGAAUCAAUCCCUGUACCUUGGCCACCGAAGCUCGCAUCUGCACCACCGACUUUGUGGGCGUGAUAAACCACACUUCGCAUCCACAUGUCCUGCCCAGUGGCACUGUCUUUAACUUGGGAACCACAAUGACCCGAUCUGGACCGGCUUACACCAUCCUCUGUUUUCCGAACGGAAGGCACAUGUUCGAGGACGCUCAUGUGGUGGCCACGUUGCCUUGCCGAUGGAAAUUACAUCCUGGUUACAUGCACACUUUCGGGUUGACGGAUCACUACUUUGUGAUUGUGGAGCAACCACUGUCUGUUUCCCUCACGGAGUACAUCAAAGCCCAGUUGCAUGGCCAGAAUCUAUCCGCUUGUCUCAAGUGGUUCGAGGAUCGACCGACACUCUUUCACCUUAUCGACAGGGUUUCGGGAAAACUGGUGCAGACCUACGAAUCCGAGGCCUUCUUCUAUCUGCACAUUAUCAAUUGCUUCGAACAGGAUGGCCAUGUGGUGGUGGACAUCUGCAGCUACAGGAAUCCCGAGAUGAUCAACUGCAUGUACCUCGAUGCCAUUGCCAAUAUGCAAACUAAUCCUAAUUAUGCCACUCUCUUCCGGGGACGUCCUUUGAGAUUUGUCCUGCCUUUGGGCACCGUUCCUCCAGCAAGUUCCGGAAAGAGAGGUUUGGUGAAGUCCUUUUCCCUGGCUGGCUUGAGUUCUUCUCAGGUUAACCGAACCAUGAAGCACUCGGUUUCGCAAUAUGCCGAUAUAACCUAUAUGCCCACCAAUGGCAAACAGGAAAAUCCUGAUGAGGAGAGCCCGAAAAGAGAUCCCAAACGAGGUCGCUACGAGGAGGAGAACCAGAUUAAUCUGGUGACCUUGGAGGGCAGCCAGGCGGAGGCUUUUCAAGGAACAAGUGCAAUCUUCCUGCGUCCUGAAAUGCUUUGUGAUUGGGGUUGUGAAACACCCAGGAUCUAUUACGAAAAACAUAUGGGCAAGAACUAUAGGUAUUUUUAUGCCAUAAGCUCCGAUGUGGAUGCAGAGAAUCCGGGAACGCUAAUCAAAGUGGAUGUAAAGAACAAGACGUGUUUGACCUGGUGUGAAGACAACGUGUAUCCCAGUGAACCCAUAUUUGUGCCCUCUCCAGAUCCUCAAUCCGAGGACGAUGGCGUUAUCUUGGCCUCCAUGGUGGUGGGGGGACUCAACGAUCGAUACGUGGGUCUCAUUGUUCUGUGUGCCAAAACCAUGACAGAGUUGGGUCGUUGUGAUUUCCAUACCAAUGGACCAGUGCCAAAGUGUCUCCAUGGAUGGUUUGCCCCCAAUGCUGUUUAGAAUCUUUUUCCAACUCCUUAAAAGGGAUCAUCCCAGCCAGUAUUAAACAUAGAAUUAGACUAGUGACUUUUGUAUUAGCUUAAAACUUUGGAUUCAAUACAUUUGCAAUAAACUCCUGCCAUUUGCGCUGGAAAACCCGA